AGAGUCCAAAUCUGGCAACCACACCGUCCACGUCGUCAUUUCCGAAGCCGAAGAAUAGGGUUCGCUUGGUUCGUGACCUUGCACCGCCCGCCUGAGCUUUUAGUACAAUGUCAGUUGCAGUUGCCAUGACCGCUCUCACAUCGACUGAAAUAGCAACUUUUAGGGAAAUGUUAAAACAACGGUAGUCGAGCUGCUCCAGCGUGGGAUUGAGCCGAGUGAAGGGAAGUUCUGGGUGAUAAAAUAAAAGGUUCUGAAAGCCCGACUGAGGAAAGCGGAGAAGCGUAUUACAUCAAAAUGGCAACCCCCUAUGUGACAGAUGAAUCUGGGAAAUACAUAGCUGCAACUCAGCGACCCGAUGGGACAUGGAGGAAGCCGAGACGGGUGAAGGAUGGUUAUGUCCCCCAGGAGGAGGUCCCCGUGUAUGAAAACAAAUACGUCAAGUUUUUCAAGAGCAAACCCGACCUGCCUCCUGGCAUGAGCCCAUCAGAAGCAGCUGCACCAAAACAGCAGCAGCAAAAGAUACCCGGCUGUGCGGACAGCGAGAUGGCCAGUCUGUCAAAGUCGGCGAAACGCAACAUGAAACGCAAGGAAAAACGAAAACAGCAGCAGCUCCAGGAUCAGGACGGCGAGGCGGAGGCGGAGGUGGAUGCAGUGAGCAGCGCCGUGGAGAACGUGUCCAUCUCAGAGAGAGGCGAAUCUGACACCAAGACCCAGGGAACCACGUCAGUUUCGACACCAGAUGAGUCUUCAGCAGCUGCAGCAGCGGGAGCUGAAAAGGCCAAGAAGAUCAAAAACCUGAAAAAGAAGCUACGGCAGGUGGAGGAGCUGCAGCAGAAGGUGGACUCAGGGGAAAUAAAGCAGCUGACGAAGGAUCAGCUGGAAAAGCUGGGCCGCGCCGAGACCUUACGAGAAGAGCUGGAGCAGCUGGAACGCGACUCCUGAACCGGAAAAAAACGGGAGAGUCAGACUAAUCAUGCAAAUUGCAAACCGGAAGGGACCUUUGCAACUUCCAGAAACAGUUUCCCUAUUUGACAUUCAUCAUGAAUGAUGGCAGGAAGCGCAGCUCUAAGGACAGCAUGUCUGUGUGGCAGACAUCACACCUGUUUUCUUUAGUUUUAGUUUGUGACCCAUCUGCAAAUAUUCAUUUUAACUAUCUUUUAAACAGAUCGUUGUGACUUGUUUUGUGCUUCUAUGUUGUUUCCAUUUUUUUUUAUUUUUAAUCCCAUCUGGAACCACAGGAAAUAAAAACACAAAACUUUGUGAAAGAGGGUUUAGUUUGUGUUCCCCUUAAACAAUAACAACACAGCAAAAACAAAAACUCUUACUGAAAAUCUUUGGUUUAGUUUCUUAAAACACUUGAAAUAAGACAGAACAAACUUGAAAGUAAAUUUUCAGCAAGUUAUAGGAGUUUGCUUUAGGUAAAUAAUUUUUUAAUAUUGAUUCCAAAAAGUACUAGUUCCACUAACAGAUCAUUUCACUUAUUAUUUCCAUGUAAUAAGUGAAAUAGUCUGUCAAUGGAAAUAGAACUUUUUACCUAUUAAUGAAAUACUUAAAACAAGCUCUUAUAUUUUGCUGAAAAGUUACUUCUAAGUUAGUUUUCUUAUUUCAGAUAUUUGUAUUAGAAAC
This is a messenger RNA of Gambusia affinis (western mosquitofish), 1626 nucleotides long. It is a transcript of the gene pym1, whose product is annotated as PYM homolog 1, exon junction complex associated factor. The transcript is spliced from 3 exons. NCBI's taxonomy places the organism in Eukaryota, Metazoa, Chordata, Actinopteri, Cyprinodontiformes, Poeciliidae. The coding region runs from base 295 to 942 and encodes 215 amino acids. Gene Ontology annotation, biological process: exon-exon junction complex disassembly. The record is from RefSeq and is a predicted model, not a curated record. Gene Ontology annotation, molecular function: RNA binding. Gene Ontology annotation, cellular component: cytoplasm; exon-exon junction complex.